UGUCCGCCUUAAAUCAGCGAUCGUGUCAGUUGGGACGAGUAAAGCUUGGCGUAUUCUGCUAGUCAUUGACAUACAAUAAACGAUUUUGUCAACAAGUCUAGCAAUAUCGUGAAACAUCUUGUUAGGGUGCUGAUACAUCACGUCAUUUUUGCUUCGGUUGAUUUAACAAAUCGUCUUUGGGGGGUUUUAUCAGAAGGAAUGUGAGUCAGCUAGCUGGCUAUGCUAACAGCUUCAAAACGGUUUCAUUUCCUCAGUUAUGCAAAUUACGGUUUCCAACCAUUUUUAUUGUAAACAUACUUAUUUACUUUGCAUAUUGAACCUUUUCACAUUGAAGCCAAUAAGGAUUGACUUUUUGCUAGGAUUUUGUUUUGAAGAGGAAAAGCUUUGCUAAUCGUAGAAUGUAAUGGUUUUUAAAUGUUUGUUGGUGUAGUUGUAUCACUCAUUGCAGUGUAAAGCUUAAUGAGCUCAUGUCUAGACACCAAAACUACAUGGGAAGUUUACUGCAUUUGUUGUGAUGCUCAAUUUCAGAUACAAUUAUGUGCAGAUUACUUUAUAUAAAAAAUAAUAAGACAUUAACUUGCAGUCUAAAUACUCUCAAAGAUUGAUUAAAUUAUCCAAUAUUUUCCUUUGAACAUGAUCGUCUCCAGGAUGGCAGAUGGAGAGGGGUUUGUGGUCCGUGUUAGAGGACUGCCCUGGUCCUGCUCUGUUGAUGAAGUUCAGAGGUUUUUCUCAGAGUGCAAAAUUGCAAACAAUGGGACAAGUAUACAUUUUACGUACACGAGGGAAGGGCGCCCGAGUGGAGAGGCAUUUGUUGAGUUUGACUCGGAGGAAGAUCUUAAAAUUGCUGUGAAGAAAGAUCGUGAAACCAUGGGUCACCGCUACGUAGAAGUAUUCAAAUCCAAUAGUGUUGAGAUGGACUGGGUUCUGAAGCACACUGGACCAAACUGCCCAGACACAGGAGGCGAUGGUCUGGUUAGGCUUCGUGGUCUUCCCUUCGGAUGCAGCAAGGAGGAGAUUGUCCAGUUUUUUGCAGGGUUGGAAAUCGUGCCAAAUGGGAUAACAUUGCCGGUGGACUUCCAGGGGAGGAGUACGGGGGAGGCCUUCGUGCAGUUUGCUUCACAGGAUAUAGCCGAAAAGGCUCUAAAGAAACACAAGGAAAGAAUAGGGCACAGGUACAUAGAGAUCUUCAAGAGCAGUCGUGCAGAGGUGCGCACACACUAUGAACCGCAGCGUAAGGUCAUAGGGAUGCAGAGACCAGGCCCCUACGACAGGCCGGGAGGAGGCCGGGGGUACAACAGCAUGGGCCGAGGAGUCUCCUUUGAAAGAGUGAGGCGUGGAGGAUAUGGUGGAGAUGGGCGUUAUGCAGAUGGUGGCAGCUCUUUUCAGAGCACAACGGGUCACUGUGUGCACAUGAGAGGCCUUCCAUACAGAGCCACAGAGACUGACAUAUACAAUUUCUUCUCUCCACUGAACCCGGUGCGUGUUCAUCUGGAGAUCGGCCCUGAUGGGAGAGUAACAGGCGAAGCAGAUGUAGAGUUUGCCACGCAUGAGGAUGCUGUGGCUGCCAUGUCGAAGGACAAAGCCAAUAUGCAGCACCGUUAUGUGGAGCUGUUCCUAAAUUCAACAGCAGGGGGUGGAAGUGGAGGAUAUAGCGGUCAAAUGAUGGGCAGUAUGGGCAACCAGUCAUCUUAUGGACACAGCAGCCAACAGAUGGGCUCUGGCUACAGCAGUGGUUAUGGUAACCAGAGUGGCAUGGGGGGCUACAGUGACUACAGUAAUCAGGGUGGAAUGGGCAGCAGUUACUAUGGUGGAGGCAGCUGUGGAUCGAUGGGGAUGAACGGUCUCAACAGCAGCAUAGGGGGAGGCUGGGGCAUGUAGCCUCUGGAUUAAGGGGCUUUUCAUAGCUGGUUUAUAACCUUCGACAAACCUAAGUUAAAAAGUAAUUUUUUUUUAAAUUCUCCUUUCCUUUAAUGUUGGUUGUUUUCAGAGCUGUUCUUUGUAUUGUACACAUGCAAACUUCUUUAACCCUGUUGACAUUAUUGGGGAUACUUGUGAAACUACCCCUUUUUUGGGGGUAAAAAGAUGUAGUAAUUUAUGUUGAGAUAUUCUUGCUGAAAUAUGACAGCCCAUUUACCAAACUGGAGAGGUGCUAGCAAAUCUGUUUUUAUAGUUAAGAGGUGAUAAUUCCAUGCAUGCAUGUUGCUGUUGUUUAUCAGCAUUUGCUUUUUCCAAGUAAUGUACCAAACCUGUGAUGUCAGUGUUGUGCACUAAAUGGACAUUUGUCUGAUUCCUCAUUUCUUCACACAUGGGUUAAUACUUCUGAGGCAGUGUUUAUUAAACAGUACACAAUUCUAUA
This is a messenger RNA of Xyrauchen texanus (razorback sucker), 2356 nucleotides long. Its product is annotated as heterogeneous nuclear ribonucleoprotein H-like. Gene Ontology annotation, cellular component: ribonucleoprotein complex; nucleoplasm. The transcript has 10 exons. Bases 634 to 1878 code for a protein of 414 amino acids. Gene Ontology annotation, molecular function: RNA binding. The record is from RefSeq and is a predicted model, not a curated record. Gene Ontology annotation, biological process: regulation of RNA splicing. Lineage: Eukaryota; Metazoa; Chordata; Actinopteri; Cypriniformes; Catostomidae.